AUGGGCGGCGACGAAUUCGGGCUGAUCGUCUGCACGUCGUCGCGCGACGAUCCCGGAGUGAUCUUCGAUCGGUACCUGGAAGUGCUGCACGAACCAUUCUUCGUCGAAGGCAAUCGAAUAGAAGUGCGGGCCACGAUCGGUUACUCCAGCGCGCCCGAGGAUUCCAACAGACGCAGACGGAUUGGUGAUGCUGGCGGAUCUGGCUCUGUACGAAGCGAAGUCGACGGGGCGCAAUCGAGUAGGCAAGUUCUCGCCGCUGCUGCGGGCGAGGGCAUCGGCGCGGGCGACUGCGCUCCACGAGCUGGACAGAGGAUCGAGGAAGGGCAGUUCGAUCUCCACUAUCAGCCUCAAGUCGAUACUCAGACCGGUGAAGUGGUGGCCUUCGAGGCUCUUCUACGGUGGAACCAUCCCAGCCGCGGCCUCAUCGGGCCCAGCCAGUUCAUCUCGGUGGCGGAGGAAACCGGAAUGAUCAUUCCCUCGUUGGUGUCGCGAGAGUUCGGUGCGAUGGUGAAGAAAGCUCUGACGGAUUCGGGCUUGGCUCCGCAUCUGCUGCAGCUCGAAAUCACCGAGACAGGUGUUGUGGACGAUCGCGCGAUCCGGGAUCUCUACAAGCUGCGUGAGCUCGGGGUUACCGUCGCACUCGACGAUUUCGGGACCGGCUAUUCUUCCUUCGCCACGCUCCAGAGACUUCCAAUCGACGUUCUCAAGAUCGAUCGCAUGCUGGUCACCGACUCCGGACGAUCCGAAGAUGUCCGUGGUGAAGUCCAUCGUCGAAUUGGCCGCGGCCCUCGUUCCCGCCGCGUUCAGUGGGUCGGGUGUGACCUGGUCCAGGGUUAUCACAUCAGCAAGGCUCUGACCGCUGAGCGCGUCGAUGUGUAUCUUGCCGCCACGGACACGGAAACCGGGCAUCUGAGCCGAGCGGAUCGUGGCUACCGCCUGCCGCUUUCGCUUGAUACAUCAUCGAAUCCGCGACAUUUGUCGCCGCCAGGAUUGCGGAAGCACCGCCGCUCCACGCCUUCGAUUCGGCGGUCAUCAUCACAGCUCCGACGCUCACCGUUGUGGGGAUCGCGUCGGAACAAUCCGGUACAGUGCCGCGUUUAUCCCUUCGAUCAACAGGAUUGUCGAUUCGGGAUCACCGGCAAUGACAGCCAGAUAUUCUUCUCCGCCCGUACGAGCGAUGAUUCCGUGUUCGCCGAGAUGUGUGCUCAAUCGGUUCGCGGUUCUUCUGAUGACGAUGUCGCCUUCGGCAUGACCGUGAAGAUCAUUCACCGUCUUGAAUUUGUCGAUAUCGACGACGACGAAAGCGAGAGACGAAGAAUCGUCUCGGGUGCUCUCGGAAGAGAUCGCCGACUGCCCUCCAGUCCCCGACGGUUGAACAGGCCAGUGAGGGGAUCCCGGUCCGAAUACUGGGCAUCGCGG
Molecule: messenger RNA, 1419 nt
Organism: Mesorhabditis spiculigera
Lineage: Eukaryota; Metazoa; Nematoda; Chromadorea; Rhabditida; Rhabditidae
Source: the annotation of a GenBank genome assembly